This is a messenger RNA of Cyphellophora attinorum, 1215 nucleotides long. Its product is annotated as CTP-dependent diacylglycerol kinase 1. Gene Ontology annotation, molecular function: ATP-dependent diacylglycerol kinase activity. Gene Ontology annotation, cellular component: endoplasmic reticulum membrane. Lineage: Eukaryota; Fungi; Ascomycota; Eurotiomycetes; Chaetothyriales; Cyphellophoraceae. Gene Ontology annotation, biological process: phosphatidic acid biosynthetic process. The transcript has a single exon. Bases 1 to 1215 code for a protein of 404 amino acids. The record is from RefSeq and is a predicted model, not a curated record.
AUGAACUCCUACUACACAAUUCCCGGCACUCCGAGAGUCAUAUCGCCCUCGCCGACGCCAUCCGAGGCCUCCGACAGACAAGACGGCUACUUCGCACCCGUCACGCGAUCUGCCGCCAAAAAGCAACGACCCAAGUCACCACAGCCAGACUCGAUAGCGGAAGAGAAGGACGGCUCCGGAUCAGACUCCAGUCUUGACCAGCGUGCCCGCACGCGCUCGAGAAGUCCCAUCCUGCAGCCCGCCAACGGCACCAUCGCUUCUGGACGGAAUAUACGGCGCAUGAGCGGGCUUACCAGAAAAUCCUCCGUCACAAAAUCACAGCCACUCACCACCAAUGGCCACGCUAUCGCCCCUCCCGAACCGAACGGCUACCUAUCACCAUACGACCGCGUAAAGAAAUCAUGGCGGGACUUCUCCCGCUCACCAUCGCCGCUCGGGCUGAUACCCCUCCACCGACACUACCAAACACUCAUACAUAAGCACGAGCUGCCACGGAAAGUCCUACACGUAUCGAUAGGCUUCUUCACGCUCUGGCUCUACGUCAGCGGCUCCUCGACGCAAGCCGUAACGCCUUACCUCCUUAUCGCCCUCUCCAUAAUAGCACCGACCGAUCUUCUCCGACAUCGAUCCGAACGGUUCAAUCAAUUCUACAUCAGAUGCCUCGGCGCUUUCAUGCGUGAAACUGAGGUCUCAGGCUAUAAUGGCGUGAUAUGGUAUCUUUUGGGCGCGUUUAUUGCCCUGCAAUUCUACCCUAAGGAUGUGGGAGUUGUGUCUAUUCUCCUGCUCAGUUGGUGCGACACCGCAGCAAGCACUUUCGGCCGUCUGUACGGUCGCUACACUAUCAGACUGCGCAAGGGCAAAUCCCUCGCCGGCACAAUCGCUGCAUUCGUCGUGGGUGUCUUCGCGGCAGCAUAUUUCUGGGGCUGGCUGGCUCCCAGAACGGAGUCAAGAUUGGACAGGAUGCUCGCGUCAGGAGCGGAUGGGUUCAUGUUUCAAAACCGCCUGACCUUGCCCAAUGCUGUGAAAGAGCAGCUCGGCUGGAGGGAAACCGAGGGCAUCAUAGAAGGUGCCCCAGCAGUCUUUCUGAUGAGCCUCGUUACGGGCCUAAUCGCAUGCGUCAGCGAAUUCGUGGACAUCUGGGGCUGGGACGACAAUCUGACGAUUCCUCUGUUGAGCAGCAUGUUUCUGGCGGCAUUUCUGAGGGUCUUCGGGUAA